AUGACGGUUACGAAGCCGAUGGUCGGAGGCAUCAGAAUUGCCAUCGAUCGCGGAGGCACAUUCACCGAUGUGUGGGCGAGUCUGCCGGGAAAGCCAGACGUCGUUCUAAAGCUGUUGUCUGUUGACCCUGGUAACUAUGCCGAUGCGCCAACUGAGGGUAUCCGACGCGUCCUCUCGCUGUACCAAGGACAGGAAAUACCUCGCGGGGUUCCUCUUCCGAAAGAUGAUCUCGAAUUCAUCCGAAUGGGAACAACAGUAGCGACAAAUGCCUUGCUUGAAAGGAAAGGAACCAAACAUGCCUUUCUCGUUACGAAGGGCUUCCGCGACUUGCUGAAAAUCGGAUAUCAGUCCCGACCGCGCCUCUUUGAUCUAAACAUCGUUAAACCCGACGUCUUGUACGCCGAUGCCAGGGAAAUCGAUGAGAGAGUGACAAUUGAAGGAUUUGAUGAGGACUUGGAUGGUUUGUUCAAGUCGGACAACGAGAUACCAGGAGUGCUCGUGAGGGGCUCGAGUGGUGACAUGAUCCGCAUCUUGAAGCCUCUCGAUGAAGCUGCUGUGAGACAAACUUUGCGAGAACUACGAUCUCAAGCCUAUGAUACUGUUGCAGUAUGCUUGGCGCAUUCCUAUGUUUUUCCAGCCCAUGAAAGCCAAAUCGAACAAUGGGCUCUAGAGGAAGGCUUCACCCAUGUGUCGUGUUCGUCUUCUGUGGCAGCCAAGAUGAUCAAGAUGGUGCCCCGUGGAGGCUCUUCGUCAGCCGAUGCGUAUCUCACCCCUGAGAUCAAAAAGUAUCUUAGUGGAUUCUCAAAAGGAUUUCAAGGUGGGAAUUUGGAUGGUGUGCGUUGUGACUUUAUGCAGUCAGACGGUGGACUUGUAAGUCAUGACAGUUUCAGUGGCCUCCGAGGUAUCCUUAGUGGACCUGCAGGGGGUGUUGUGGGCUAUGCUCGCACAUCUUACGACGAUCACACAAAAACCCCAGUUGUUGGUUUUGACAUGGGAGGAACCUCGACUGAUGUUUCUCGGUACGGCGGCAACUUCGAACAUGUCUUCGAGAGUAAUACCGCCGGUGUUACUAUUCAGAGCCCGCAGCUUGAUAUCAACACUGUUGCCGCUGGAGGUGGCUCCAUUUUAUUCUGGCGAAAUGGUCUAUUCAUAGUAGGCCCUGAAAGUGCUUCAUCGCAUCCAGGCCCUGCAUGUUAUCGAAAAGGAGGGCCUUUGACAGUGACAGAUGCCAAUCUAUUCCUAGGGAGACUCAUUCCUCAUUUCUUUCCCAAGAUCUUCGGUGAGAAUGAAAACCAGCCACUUGAUAUAGAGAUAGUGAAGAAGAAGUUCAUUGCAAUGACCGAUGAGAUCAACCGCGAUACUGGAAAAUCACUCUCUCCUGAAGAGGUCGCCUGUGGUUUUCUUGAUGUUGCCAACGAAGCUAUGUGUCGACCCAUUCGGGCGCUGACUGAGGGUAAAGGGUAUGACAUCGCGAACCAUAAUCUUGCUGUUUUUGGAGGUGCAGGAGGUCAGCAUGCUUGCGAAAUUGCUCGAACACUCAAGAUCUCCACAAUAGUCAUUCACAAGCUCUCAAGUAUAUUGUCCGCAUACGGCAUGGCGCUGGCAGACGUCGUUCAAGAGGCACAGGAGCCUAUGAAUAAGAGAUACAACGAGACUUCUCGUGGUCGACUGGAAGAAAGACUUUCUAAACUUCAACUCGUCGUCCGAGAACGAUUGAUGAGACAAGGCAUCCGAGAAAAGAGCAUCACUUAUGAGGUGUAUCUUAACAUGAGAUACCAAGGUACAGAAACCUCGAUUAUGGUCCUCAAACCUGCCGACGGUGACUUCAAAGGUCAGUUCAAGAAGAUCCAUCUGCGAGAGUUCUCCUUCGUCUUUCCCGACGAAAAGGCGAUCUACGUCGACGAUGUGCGUGUCCGGGGCAUAGGUGUAAGUGAAAGAGAAGACUGGGAGGGAGAACAACUUGGAGAACAACUGCGCACUUUCAACUUCCAACCUGUCUCGUCGAAGUUGGUGGAACGUAUGGUCCCCGUCUAUUUCCAGAAUACCGGGUACAAGCAAACUCCCGUGCUGGUGCUCGAAGGUUUGCCGCCCGGUCUAUCAAUUGAUGGACCCGCUGUGAUCAUUGAUCAGACCCAAACGCUUGUUGUGGCACCGGGUGCUGUAGCCAAGGUCCUCCGCUCCCAUAUUGUCAUUGACAUUAUUUCUUCUUCCACUGCAACUAUUGAGCAGCCAGCUGUGGUUGAUCACAUCCAGCUGUCUGUUUUUGGGCAUCGCUUUAUGAGUAUCGCGGAGCAGAUGGGUCGUGCUCUACAGAAGACAGCAGUUUCUCUGAAUAUCAAAGAGCGACUUGAUUUCUCUUGCGCUCUAUUUGGACCUCAGGGUGAUCUGGUCGCCAAUGCUCCUCAUGUACCCGUUCAUUUAGGAUCAAUGAGCUACGCAGUUAAAUACCAACAUGAACUGCACAAAGGCAAGUUAUCUCAAGGGGACGUCCUGGUAGCCAACCACCCGGAAUCUGGAGGCAGUCACCUUCCAGACAUAACCGUCAUUACUCCGAUAUUUGAAAAGACAGGCUCGACUGUGGCUUUCUAUGUUGCCUCAAGAGGCCACCAUACGGACAUUGGCGGACUUGGUGGUACAUCAAUGCCACCUAAUUCCACAGAGCUCUGGCAAGAGGGAGCAGCUAUCCGGUCCUUUAAAUUGAUUCAUAAGGGGGUUUUCGACGAGAAAGGUAUCACCGACAUACUCUUGAGCCCAGGCGAGUACCUUGGCUGUACCGGGAGUAGGCACAUUCACGACAACAUCUCAGAUCUGAAGGCGCAGAUUGCUGCGAAUCAUAAAGGCAUGGUACUGGUUCAGGCUCUCAUUGAGGAAUACACUCUCCCUGUGGUCCAAAUGUACAUGGGGGCUAUCCAGUCCAAUGCGGAACUGGCUGUGCGUUCCUAUCUUCUUGAUACACUCUCCAGACUCGGGCCCCAUCUAUCAGCCGUCGACCAAAUGGACAAUGGAACCUUGGUCAAACUCACGGUGGAUAUAUCCAAAGAUGGCUCGGCAACCUUCGACUUCACUGGCACAGGGGUCGAAAUGCUAAGCAACAUCAACGCUCCGCCAGCAAUCACCCACUCAGCCAUAAUCUACACGCUUCGUCUUCUAAUUGGCACCGACAUUCCACUAAACCAAGGCUGUUUAUCGCCAAUCCAUGUGAUCAUUCCGAAAGGAAGCUUCCUCAACCCGUCAGCUGGGCCUGCCGUCUGUGCUGGUAAUACGCAGACCUCGCAGCGCCUGGUCGAUGUGAUCCUACGCACUUUCCGUGCUGCUGCCGCCUCACAAGGCACCGGUCAGAAGCUCAAAGGCUACGCGUAUGCAUUUGGCGAGACAAUUUGCGGCGGCUCCGGUGCCACGGCGGCACAAGAUGGCGCGUCAGGUGUGCAUACCCAUAUGACAAACACGCGCAUCACAGACGUGGAGAGCCUUGAGAAGCGGUAUCCUGUCAUUCUGCGCGAGUUUGCUAUCCGUGAAGGGACAGGUGGCAAAGGGUAUCAUCACGGUGGAAAUGGUGUGGUACGCGAUAUUGAAUGCCGGGCUCCCCUGAGUUUCAGUGUUAUCACAGAACGCCGAAGUGUGCCUCCAUACGGAAUGGAGGGAGGGGAUGAUGGUGAACGUGGUGCGAACUACUGGAUAAGGAAGGUGCAGAAUGAGCAUGGGGCCGAUGAGUGGCGCUGGGUUAAUAUGGGAUCGAAGAAUAUGGUCCGCAUGCGGGCGGGAGAUCGAUGUGUGAUUCAUACGCCUGGAGGGGGUGGAUGGGGCUUUGCUAGGGCAGCUGGGGGUACCACUGGGCAUGCCGAGGGCCGGAGCCUGAAUACCUUGGUCGAAUAUCCAAGGGCAUCCGGCAGUGUGAACGCCUAUGAUGCUGCUCAGCAAGCAUCAAAUUAG
Messenger RNA from Penicillium canescens, 3930 nucleotides. RefSeq lists its product as uncharacterized. Gene Ontology annotation, biological process: glutathione metabolic process. Gene Ontology annotation, molecular function: 5-oxoprolinase (ATP-hydrolyzing) activity. NCBI's taxonomy places the organism in Eukaryota, Fungi, Ascomycota, Eurotiomycetes, Eurotiales, Aspergillaceae. The transcript has 9 exons. Gene Ontology annotation, cellular component: cytosol. The record is from RefSeq and is a predicted model, not a curated record. The coding region runs from base 1 to 3930 and encodes 1309 amino acids.